AUGGAAAAAAGCACCGAGACCAUUGUUUCUUAUUUACCCGGCUCGACCUUCCCAAUUGUCAGUCAUGGUCUUCCAUUUGAAGAAGCCUGUGCCAAGCAUCUCACAUCUACUCUCGGUUGCAGCAAGGCAUUCGUGGUAGCAAGUGGGUCUCUCAGUCGCCAGACAGAUGCCCUGACUCGCCUGGAGAAUGCUUUGGGGCCUAUGGUAGUUGGAACACGCCAGGGAAUGCAGCCACACACGCUGCUGACCGAAGUCCUCGAGCUUGCAGCCCAAGUGAAAGCAUGCCGGGCAGACUGCCUAAUCGCCGUAGGAGGUGGAACUUUAAUUGAUGCAGCAAAGAUAGUGGUUUUUGUAAGGGGAAUAACAACUAUGGAUGCCUUGAUAUCCGAAACGCAGGAGGGCAUACAAUUCAAAGGAUCCCUUCCUUCCUGGGAACCUAACCGCGAGUCAAACCUACUAAAGAUCAUAUGCAUACCAACCACACUCUCCGGCGGGGAAUUCAACCUCCCAAUCGCCGCAGGUGUUGAUCCCACAACUUUUCACAAGUACCUGGUCUAUGAUCGCACUGCCCCCGGACCGUCCCUAAUCAUCUGGGACCCAGUCCUAACCACCUCCACACCCCUCCGAACAUGGAUAGGCACAGGGAUCCGAGCCCUCGACCACUGCGUUGAAUCCUACGCAGGCGGCUCACGCGCCAAUGUCGAAGCACAAGACUGCGCAGUGCGCGCCAUCCGAUUACUCCUCCCCGCACUCCUACACACCAUCGACUCCCCUCACAAUCUGGAAGCCCGAUUAUCGGCACAAGAGGGGAGCAUGCUAGCCAUUAAAAGCUCAUUCUUUUAUCACGGUCCAGCCGGCGCAAGCCAUGGAAUUGGUCAUCAACUCGGUGCUCUGGGCGUUAGCCACGGUGAAACCAGCGCGAUCAUUAUGCCCGCUGUAGCCAAGUUCAACAAGCCUGCCGUCCAAGCCCAACAGAAAACCUUACUCAACGAAGCCUUCUGGUCCGAACCUAUAAUCGCCAAGGUCCUCCUGAACCGGGGUCUAAAGGAAGACACAGCGGACCUUAGUCAGGUGUUGGAUCGGAUCAUCCGAGCGCUGGGUCUACCCCGAAGCUUGGCCGAGGUAGGUAUCGGCAGGGAGAAGUUCUUGCAGGUUGCGGAAAGGAGCAUGAAUGAUUGGUGCUGCCAACAGAAUCCGAUGCCGUUGACGAGUCCUGCGCAAGUUGUGGAAAUACUGGAGUUCGUAGAGGUGGGAGCUCAAGGCGAUAGUGCGUAGGGUGUCACAGCACAUAUAAUUCCACUGAGUCGUGUCACCGACGCUGACUGUGGCCAGCAAGCACUCUUAUGUAUUACGCUUUCCAGAAUUAUCGGUCACCUCAGUUUGAAUCUUGAAG
Messenger RNA from Aspergillus sclerotioniger CBS 115572, 1393 nucleotides. RefSeq names its product iron-containing alcohol dehydrogenase. NCBI's taxonomy places the organism in Eukaryota, Fungi, Ascomycota, Eurotiomycetes, Eurotiales, Aspergillaceae. The coding region runs from base 1 to 1275 and encodes 424 amino acids. The record is from RefSeq and is a predicted model, not a curated record. Gene Ontology annotation, cellular component: mitochondrion. Gene Ontology annotation, molecular function: metal ion binding; alcohol dehydrogenase (NAD+) activity. The transcript has 2 exons.